AUCCGCACCAUCCACAGAAAAAAUCUUUUCCCUCAAACUAAGAUCCAUCCACUGGCAUGCGGUAUCUUCCUUCCAAGUUCUGCGUCUUGGCCCUUUCUUGGGCCAUUCUGUUCGGCCAUUCCCUUGGAGACUCCGUCCUUCCCAGUGUUGGUGACACGGAUUCGACGCUACAAGACCUCAUCCCAUUCGAUGCCACGGAAGAGGAUGGCAUUACUGUCACGGAACGUGUCCUCUCCAUCGAUGUCGACGACAACAACAGUACUGACGUCGUUUCCUUGGAUAUCGAAAUUGAUGAUAUCGAAGACGACGAAGACUUUGACAUCGACUCCUUUGACGUUGCGGCAUACUAUCAACAAUACAUCAACAACAGUACCCACGAGGGAAAGAACAAAACGGAUUCAGACUUUGAACACUCUGGGGCCGACGUGGAUCUCAAUAUUGACGUCGAUCCGAACGACUUUGAUUUGGAUUCCUUUGAUGUCGCAGCAUUUUAUGAUGACUACCUCAAGAUUCACAACGCAAGCAGUCUAACCAUGCCCUCAAGUGGCUUGGAUCCUGCCAUUAUUGCCGAUAUCCAAUCCAGGGGAUCAUUUAAAGAUCUCAAGGACAUGGUCUUGGAAAUUGUGACACACUCAGACGAACAGGAUCUAGAGUCGCCCCUCUUAACAGACAUCCUCAUCAGCCUAAGUACCAGCUUGGGCUAUGAACCUUGGGUCCUCCAAUUCUACCUUGAAACGUUUCCCAGCCAAGCUGAGGACAUCGCUCUGGCUCAUGCCAAUGCUGUGCAGGAGGUCAGGGAAAGAAAAGUUAAGGUGUUGGUGAACCUUUUCUUGCACACCAUGCUCAAGGACUUGAAAAAGGGAGUUCCCAUGGAAAAGAUUUUGAAAAGCCUGGGCAUGGAGCAACAUGAGCUGGAUGAAGCGCUCGAAGCCUACAACCACCCAGAUGUCAUUGAAGCACUGGAGAACGCUGAGGCGGAAGGAGCCAACCAUGCAUCCCACUUGAACGACAACAAUGGAUCUCCUGGACUAUUGACAAGGAAGCUGGCAAGCGAUGAGGUCAGGGAAAACAUUGAUGCACAGGAGGCCGAGCACCAUGAAACAUAUCGAAAGAGAAAAAUGCGUCGAGCUGACAUUCUCAAGUCCACAAAAACAUUCCUUGUCCGAGUUGAGGAUCACAAGACUUUUGUGCACCACCAUGCUCGCAGACUGACCAACUGCGAUGAUAUGACUGAAGAAGAGUGCGACGCUGAAACUCUUGAUGACAUGACUGAUGACUUGCUUACUCUGUCAGGCCUUGUUGAGACAGCUUUGAACCCCAUUCUUGAAUUCUUUCAUGUUUUUGAUAAGAUUGAAGACAAGCUGGGCAGUGUUAAGCUUGUUCUGAUGACUUUGAGUAUUGCCUUGACUGCUUGUGCAACUCUUCUUGAUCCAUACUUUGCUGGAAUCUUCACCCAGCUCAAAAAUGUUGUUGAUCUUGUCAAACCCAAGACUGACACUAUUGCCAACAAGGCAGCAGAUUUUGAGGAUGAGUUUAUUGAGAGGUGGAACUCAACUCUGAAUGGAGUCACAACAAUGAUGGACACAUUCACAACUGUUACUGAAACAGCAGCAGAAGUUGGAGGCUUCUUGGUUGGUGUCACUCAAAACCAAUGUGCUAAGUCCAUGGUUGAUGGCCUUCUUCCUGGCAUGAUUCGCAGAGCUCAGACAGGCCUUGGUCAUUUUGUUGAUGGGGCCAAGGACAUUGUGAAUGUUAUGGGAAACCUGGUCUCUGCGAUCGGUGGAGCAGCAUGGAAAACCACGUUCACAAUUUUGAAAGCUGUUGUAAGCAUUGGAGAGUUUUUGGCUCCAUUCUUCACCCCUCUGGCACCCAUUUCUGUGAUCGUGACUACGCCCCUGUACUUUCCCUGGGUUGACCUCAAGGUUCCAAAAGUGUUGGGAAGGGCAAAGUGUACGAACACUGAUGACAAGAAAUUCGAUAAGGUCCUUUCAAGUUGCUGGGAAACGGACAGUCCCAAGUGGAAAUUGCUGGUCCUCCCCCCUUUCCACAUGCAAAAGAAGUGUAGCAAUGAGGAUUUGCCCACAUUCAUGACCGGUGUGUGCAAGCUGCCAGGGAGGAACAUGGAAUCACGGUCUCGAAGCGAAACACAACGUGUGUGCGUCAACGUGAAUGAGCGGGUCUGUGCCCGGGUGAACGAGCAGGUCUGUUUUACUGUGAGAAUAAAGAAAUGCACAAGAAUAGCAGGAAGGAGGAAAUGUGUUGGUAGAAACAUCAGAAAGUGUGACAGAGUAUCGGUUGAUAGAUGCAGCACUGUCAGCGUGAGAAGAUGCGAUCAAGUGACUGUCAAUAUUCCAUAUUUGGCUUGCCCAAGUGGGACCCAGUGGUUUGUCGAUAAGUGCUACGAAGGCUGCCCUGGAGACUUCACCAGAGACCCUGUCAUCCGAAACUUGUGCAAUACUCCAAGGCGGGAUCAGAAUGUAAAGCUUGCCAGCUGCAGCAGCUACGAUGAGCCAUCCAAUUUGGGACCGCUUGGAAACUGCUGGGCAAAGUGUCCCAGUGGUUACACCAAUCUAGGGAUUCUCUGUGUUAAAGCAGGUACAUUCAAAUUCACAAUCCAAGAUGUCUUCGAAAAGGCUGAAAAGCUCCUUGAGGAUUUGACGGGAAAAUGGGUAGAGCGAGUUGAAGAUGGUCUGACAACAGUGCUGGAAACAGCCCUGGGAUUUUUGACUGGACUCAUCGAUGAGGUGACAGGAGCUGACUUCAGCUUUAAAGUUCCAAACUUGUCCUUCAAUGUGGACAACCUGCUGCCGUUGAAUCAGAUCAACCUCAACGUCCCAUCAUUGCCAUCCACAAACUUUGAUAUUGCUGGAAACCUGCUGAACAAGGUGACCAGCAAGUUGCCAUCCAAUCUGAUCAGCUGUGGUACUGAUGCUGACUGCCUUUUAAGCCAAAUGAACCUUCCCUCAGUGGAUGAGAUUAUGGAGAAGAUUGAGAACCUCUUCACUCCAGAGGACCUUGAAGCUGUUUUGGAUGCCUUUAUGGAGGUAGUCCCCAGCGUCAAUUGCAAGGCUUGGGAUGAAACCAGCAUUCCACUGGGCGAUGCUUUCGAGGCACUUACGGAGCUAAGCUGCAGUGCAUGCAACGUGAAAGUUCCCAUAUGUGCGGACAUGGGAACUGACUUCCUGGACGACUCAAUCCAGAAUGUGCUUAACUCACAGGUCCAGCCUAUUGUGAUGGGAGGGUGGGGAAAGAUCAAGGAGUUCUUGGCUCCGUGGGCUGAAGCCAGAAGACUUCUUGGUGAUGAUGUUGUCCGACGCAAGCUUGGUGGGUACAAUGACGUCAAAAAGUGGCAGCCUAUUCUUCCAAUCACGGUUCCAACCAGCUUUGGAUGGGAUGAAACCGCAGCAAACCAGCGCACUGGUAAAUGGGAAUAUUACCUCAUGGCUGAUCAUGGCCAUGAAGGUGGUGUGCAGGGUGCCGGGUACAUGUCAGGGUCCUACGUUGCGCUCAACCUACGUGUCAAAAUUGAGUUUGGUUUCAGUUACAUUGACUUUUAUGACAUGAUGACAUUUGAUUACAACCCCUUCAAUGAUUUUGGUAUGAAGUUUGGUUCGGAGUUUGAGCUCAAGUUCAGUACAACUGGAGAUAUUAAUGCUCUGCUGGACAGGCGUCGGCGAUGGGUUGAAAAGAUCAGAAACAUUGACGAAUCGGAUAUAUAUUUGAAAGGGGAUGAAUGCUUCGAGCUGGAAGACCAAUAUUUGUAUGACGUGGAUGGCAUGGCUGGAGAUGGGACCAAGCUAGCUUAUCACACUUCCCUUGACGAUGUUCUUCUUCAAUUCGUUGAGAAUGGCGACUUUUGGUACACUGUGUGCAAACCUCUCGAGGAGGCCAGGGAUAUGGUGUGGGAAGAAUACAAGAAGUACGAUUGCGAACCAGAGGAUAUGCUGAAGACUGUAGACCCACAGAAUGAAGAAGAACGCAGGAAGGCCAUUCUUUGUGUCAAAUACUGGUAUGAUACCAAACGUGAGGUGGAGGAGCUCAUUGCCAAGUAUUAUCGGCUAAAAGAUGAGGCGUACACGGGCAUUGCCGUGGCCAAACCCGGAUUCUUUCGUUCAUUGUGGGGAUCUACCAAGGAGGCUGUGAAGUACACUCUUCAUCCCAAAAACUGGCCCCUUGAUUCCUACUACUUCCUCAACAUGGCUGUUUCAGAGAUCAUGGGCGACAGUCGUGGCCUACGCCCCCGCAUGUGGGUCAGAAUGGUUUGGAGCCCUGUUGACUUUUUUGAGAUUGGACCUACAUUCCAGUUUGAUUUUGACGAUGAUGGUCUGCAGCUCUAUGGCCUUGGUGUGGGUUCCUUCACGAUUGAUUCCGCAAAAGUCUUGCGUCGAGAGAGACAGCUAAUGCAAUCUCAAGCGCCAUUGAAAGACAAAGACGGCAAUGAGAUUGAACGCGGAGUCGGCACAAUCCCUAUUGUUUCUUUAAAUGCUGGUAUCUGGUGCCAUGUCGACUUUGCCCCUGGCAAAGGAAAGAUUCGGGAUGGCUUUUGGUGCCCAGGUUUUGCGACGUAACCAGAAUGCACUGGCUUUAUUACCAUACCGUAGGUGCGAACUGACGCAGACGGCUCCCUUCUCAGUACGACGAGCAAGUCCGAGGCAAGCAGUUCAUCAUGUUGGCUGCUAUCGAGUCAAUCUGUAACGUAAAACAAUCUCUUGCUACAUGUACCGAUGGAACUCUGCUGCAAGCCAUACCGGUAUAGCCGUAGGUAGCUAAAAGUAAGGUAAAUGGCUGUGUCGCGCAGAUAUAUCGUCGCCCAAUUGUAAGGGAACAACGAAGAGGAAUAUAUAUGUAGCCAUGUUCACGUUAGUAAACGCCAACCAACAGACACCACAACAUGACGUCUCUUGCGUGGCUUGGACCAUCCGGUUCUCCCUGCACACCGGGAGCAUACAAGGCCUUGUCACUCUCUUGGGACUGUGUCUUUUGCGUGGAAACGUUGGACGUUCUCACGCAACUUGAAGACAAUUGACGACCCUCAAGCAUAUUGGAGCCGUCUCGACGAUCUCUCUCGAUCGGAUCCUCGCUGUGGCUGUAAACGGGGAAAGUUACUAUGGGUUAGAGAGAGCUAAGAUGAGGAUGGGGAGCGACAGAGAGGGGAGGGCACGAUGCAGGAAUGCAAGGCAAGCCAAGCAAUCAAGUGCACAAGCAGGGCAACAUGGAGACCAUGGAAAGGGGGGAAGGCAGGAGGGCAGGGAGGAGCGAAGGAGCAAGACUAGUGGAAGGGAUCGAGGGCAUCCUCGAUGUGUGCCAUGCAUGGUAGCAUCCAGUCGACAUCGGGUAUGCAUGGGGCGACCGUGGAAUCUCAAUAGCCUGUGCCCUAUCAAGGCUCGAUCAUAGCCUUAACCCCAUAUUUUCCUCAACUAAGUUAAUUGUCCUGGGAAUGGCAAAGGGCCCAUGCGGCUAUGCAUACAAGCCAUGCUAGUAGCUUGGAGCAUUGGAUUAUUCGAGUAUUA
Seminavis robusta is the source of this 5510-nucleotide messenger RNA. The record is from the annotation of a GenBank genome assembly. NCBI's taxonomy places the organism in Eukaryota, Bacillariophyta, Bacillariophyceae, Naviculales, Naviculaceae.